Molecule: messenger RNA, 594 nt
Organism: Anisakis simplex (herring worm)
Lineage: Eukaryota; Metazoa; Nematoda; Chromadorea; Rhabditida; Anisakidae
Source: the annotation of a GenBank genome assembly
GUUGAAUUGUCACCUGAGCAACCAGUUCAACCACUUGAAAAUAUUGUGCCAUCAGUCCAACCCGAAACACUUCGUCCACCCAAACCCACCCCAUCUCAAUCUCCACCUCCCCCUCAACCUCCCGUUAAACAUAUCCAACCAAUAAUUCCAACUCAGUCAGGAGCAGAAGUUGGUGCGAUUCCAUCCGAUUCCGACGAAUCAGUGCAGUCGUCUGCGGGUGAUGUGUUACCCGCGCAGCCAGAAGCACCACGAAUAGAUCCAACAAUAACGGCUAUCGAGCAGAAACCGAAAACUGCGCCAGCAGAUCUCGACAAAGUCAAGCCACCCGAAGUUGACUUCUCACAAGACUCCGGAGUGGUUUCAGUGGAUCCAACGCAGCUGUCCAUCGCUAAACUAGUGCCCACAAAAACAAACCAAGCAACCUCAUCUUCGGAAGAAACUGAACAAGAGAGUGUAUCAAACAAACCAUUGUUUGUAUUCACAACCCCACAGGUAUUGUUGUUUAUCACCUUUCAGAUCAAAUUAUCAUUUCAAGUAGCAAAGCAGUGCUUUAAUGAAUUUCUAUUUUUAUUGAGGAAUCAAUCCAGUUUUUAA